CUGUCUACCGAUAGUGAAGAAGGUGAACCGUUGCCACCGGUAGCAAAAAAGCCUCGGAAGCAAAGAAUGCCUCGACGACCGACAAAUAUCGAACGUCUGGAUCGACUGGAGGAGAUGAUUGAAAAAGUAACGGUCAACUGUAACGGAUCGGGUGCAGGCGUCGUUGACAGUCGACGUGAGCGCCGCGGCGCGUUGCGGCGACCCUACGUAACUCGCCCCCCUCCCGCCAUGCCUGCAAGCCCCCACCCCGCAAACUCCAAGAUCGCCUCACAACCAACAAACACGCCGUACGCGGCGAAUUAUGUCUUUUUAUACUUAUACUUCAGUGGUUCAAUAUAA
This is a messenger RNA of Danaus chrysippus (African queen), 339 nucleotides long. NCBI's taxonomy places the organism in Eukaryota, Metazoa, Arthropoda, Insecta, Lepidoptera, Nymphalidae. The record is from the annotation of a GenBank genome assembly.